Trichoderma reesei QM6a is the source of this 2099-nucleotide messenger RNA. RefSeq lists its product as uncharacterized. Bases 34 to 2037 code for a protein of 667 amino acids. The record is from RefSeq and is a predicted model, not a curated record. NCBI's taxonomy places the organism in Eukaryota, Fungi, Ascomycota, Sordariomycetes, Hypocreales, Hypocreaceae. The transcript is spliced from 2 exons. Gene Ontology annotation, molecular function: protein binding.
GCUCCCGCCUCUCACCAGCCGCAUGACCAGCGCAUGCGGAGCCUGAGCCUCUCGAACCUCCUCCGCCACCACAAGCACGCUACCUUUUCUCACGACGAUCCGCAGCCCUCGCGACAGACCAACGACAUCGCCGUCGACGACUCGGAAGACACACACGAAUUGCCCGCUCGAAAGCUGCGUGGCCGUGCUCAAAGCACUGCCGGCACCAUCAAGGGGGUGAUUCGCCGAGCCUCCUUAUCACUCAAGGGCAUAGUCCACCGCCGGCCAUCCAUCACAGCCGAGCCGGCGGAUGCCCACAACCAGGCCGUUGCCCACGCCAGACCGACCAGCGCCCAUCACACUUGGAACCGCCUUCGCCAAGUCGCGCCCUUUCGCCGCUCGAGAUCCUUCUAUGGCUUCCAUGUUACUGAGGAUGGCCUCUACGAACAGCGCCAAGGCCCGAACCCGCAUAUGCCCAUUCCCGCCAUGGGAGACGAGCCUCCAUAUAUUCCCAUGAACACGGGAGGUGCCGCCAAGGCCUCCGUGGCACUCCAGAACGAGUACUUUCAGAGGCAGGCCAUGCACACCCAGUGGUUGCAAUCGUCUAGCGAGGAUAGCAACGACCGUGAGAGCGGCAUUGGCAUUGUCGUCACUGAGCCAUUUGCCGGGUCGAGUGUCAGCGACGACGGGUCAUUUCCCGCUCAUGAUGGCAACAUUAGCAGGAUCGAUUUCAUCAAGCAGUUACCCUCCGAGCUGGCCAUUCACGUUCUGGCCUACCUAGAUGCCGCCGCUCUAGCCAAGGCAAGCGUCGUCUCCAGGCACUGGCACGAUGUGGUUCGCAACCAGCACAUCUGGCGAGAGUCUUGCCUACGAGAAAUGACCACCACCUAUGCCACCAGCGAGCCCGUCAAGCCCGGCACUGGCCUGGGCAUUCCUCCGGUUGUUCCCACCAACGACUGGAAGCAAAUCUAUCGUGCCAAGCUCGAGCUCGCUCAGAAGUGGAAGGAGGGCAAGGCCCGUCCCAUGUAUCUCAACGGACACACCGACAGCAUCUACUGUCUCCAGUUUGAUGAGUAUAAAAUCAUCUCUGGCUCCAGAGACAAGACGAUUCGCAUCUGGGACAUGCAGACUCUAGAGUGUCGUCUGGUCAUCGGACCUCCUGAAGUGGUUAACGCCCCCAAUCUGCUGGAAGAUGCCGAAGGCAACCCGGUGCACUAUGUCAACUUCUCCGACAGCUUCAGGGCCGCGCCCUCCACGCCCAAGGUGGUAUCCUUUGCGGAGCAUCACAGAGCGUCUAUCCUGUGCUUGCAGUAUGACGACGAGAUCAUGGUGACAGGUUCCUCGGAUUCCACGUGCAUCGUCUAUGACAUGCGCAACGGCUACCGACCGAUCCGUCGGCUUACCCACCAUACGGCUGCUGUGCUCGACCUGGCCUUUGACGAGAAGCACAUUGUAACGUGCAGCAAGGACAUCAGCAUCUGUGUCUGGGACCGGGCGACCGGCGCCCUGCUCCGCCAGCUCCGCGGCCACACGGGCCCCGUCAACGCCGUUCAGAUGCGCGGAAACACCAUCGUGUCGUGCUCCGGCGACUUCCGCGUCAAGCUGUGGAACAUUGAUACGGGAAGAUGCAUUCGCGAGUUUGUCGGCCACACAAAGGGCCUGGCGUGCUCCCAGUUCUCCGAGGAUGGGCGCUACGUCGCCUCGGCAGGCAACGACAAGGUGAUUCGCAUUUGGGACGCCAACACGGGCGAGUGUGUCCGCGAGAUGCGCGCGCACGAGAACUUGGUGCGCAGCCUGCACAUUGACAGCGUCAGCGGGCGACUUGUCAGCGGCAGCUACGACACCGACAUCAAGGUCUGGGACAUGGAAACGGGCCGCCAGCUGCUCGACUUUCCUCGCUGGCAUGCCAGCUGGGUGCUCAGCGCAAAGAGCGACUACCGACGCAUCGUCAGCACCGGGCAGGACCCCAAGAUUCUCAUCAUGGACUUUGGCGCGGAGGUGGAGGGCAUUGACAUGCUGAAGAGCGACAACACCGGCGUCGGCGGUGGCAUCUUUUGAACCACCAAGCCUGGCCAUCCGGACCGACUCUUUGGGACCAUGGUCAGAUGUGGAACCCUCAC